UGCAUAGUUAGAUGUAAUGUAUUGUACGAUCAAACAAUCAAACAAGCAGUCAAACACUGUUAAUGCAGAUUACCUAAAACAUAUUGUAUGCAAUAGGCAGUGUGGCAAGUUUCACUCUUUUUCUUAACUGGUUGUUUUUCUUUCAUUGCAAAACCGGGUCAAAUUCUUAAAGCAUUGCAUACAAUGUGGCUGUGCAGGAUAAGUAUACGCUCAUUGGCUGUGUAUCACGUGAUGUACUGACGUGGUUGACACGCAUGUGUAUAAGUCAAUACCACAUUAUGUACGGCGCAGUUUGACAGACGUCUCCGUUUCAUGCUAUCUGUGCUUGUGCCUCUGUGGGAGCUGUAUUAACAGUCAAAUAUGUUCAUAUGUGAAACUUUAACACCAGGUUUCCAGAUGCUAUGAUACUAUGUGACUAUUGUGGAGAUGAAAUACAGCCAGAUUCACCAGGUGUAAAUGUGUACAACAAGGAUGUGGACGUGCGUUAUGUGACAAAGCAGGAUUGUAUACCAGCUGGUUUUGAAUGUGCCUCGGUAUUUGUCAAAGGGGACAAAAUCACAUAUCUGAAAGAAAGGAGCUUAUUGCCGAAAGGUUUUGAAUGCGUAACUGUUUCUGUCAGGGAUCGAGACAUAGUAUAUGCAAGGAACCAGAACUUAAUACCAGAAGGUUUUGAACAAGUUACUGUGUACACCAAGAAUGGGGAAGUAAAAUACGCAAGACAAGGUGACAGCCCCCCUACAGGAUUUGAUCGGGUUUCAACCUAUGCAAGGAACGAAGAAAUAAAGUAUGGGAAAGAAAGUGAUCUUACCCCAGUAGGAUUUGAACAAGUGACUGUCUGUGUGAAAACAGAAGACAUAUUAUACACAAGGCAAGGAGAGCUUAAACCAACAGGUUCUGAUCCCGCGUCAGUUUAUGUGAAAAAUGAGGAUAUCGCACAUGCAAAGUGCCGCCAAGUAAAAGCAGUAUUUCACACAGAGUGCCUGAAUAGAUAUAUUCCACGGUGUGAGGAGGCAGCUCGUAAGUUCCUGGAAGGAGCUUCUCCAGAAAGCAAUGUCUUGUCUAUCGGGAUUCAUGUCAAGUACUUAUUUGGAGAAGGGAAAGUAAACUCAGAACAGAAAAAAAAAAAAAGGGAUAAGAGAGAUCGUAAAGCUAUUGAGUUACUGAGAAAAGUAUCAGCUCUGCGGAAUUCCAACUCUGGAUAUGUCCUAGUUCAUCUUGUUGGCCUGGCACCUGAAGAUUCUUUCACUGGCGCAUUUGAUGAGUUUGCUGACCCAAAACUUAACGAGUUGAUUCAAGAUGAAAAACAGUUCUGUGAUGUUUACAGGAAACAGACACUGAACAGUCACUAUGCUUGUCACGGCUUUGGCGACUUUCUCGUGCUGUAUGUUGGAGCUUCGUCAACUGUAACGACUUCUAAAUUCAAUACGAAGACAACACUCGAUGACUGCAUCACUGAUAUUCGUGCCGAAACGCUCAGAACAUUUGUUAGAGAGAGAAAACCCUUAAGCAACACAUUCCAUACACUUCCUGGUGUGACCCGGGCACAUCACCUUCUGAAUGUGCACGAAAACAGAUCAAUUCAAAUAAAAAGUCACUUUUCACAAAAGAAAGAAGAUCAAAAAAUAAUAGAGGACAUCAUCAAGAAUCAUAAACUUGCAGAAUAUAUCAGCGCAUUUACUAAAACUGAAUGUGGUGGUUCCUUUCUUUAUGGCGUCCAUGAGGAAACUAUUUUCAAGAUGGGAUAUGGUUAUGAGACUAAAGUAAACCGCAUACAGCCAGUCAUCCUGAAGGACAGAACCGUUUUCAGGGACACUUUAGGGGAUAACAUCAAGAAUACUGUCCUGGUCUGUGACUAUGAUGGAAAUGAACUAUGCCCAGAUCCAAAUAUUUUCCAAAUUCAUUUUAUUCCUUGCACACCAGCGGAGGAACGCACACCAGCGGAGGAAUUAGUUAAUCGGCCAGACAGUGGAGAACCUGUACAUGAUGGAUAUGGUGAUGAAGAUGCUGUAAUUGUUCAUGUGGCUGUCAGACCAGUGAGUGGGAUAGUGUUCCAUGACAAACAAGGACCGCUUGCAUAUGUAUAUGACAAACAAUUCAAACUGAUCACACGGAUAGAUAUCAAGGACUGGGUACGUGCUCUUACAAAGAGUAACUCAGAAGUAAACUGAUGUAACACACGACG
Messenger RNA from Haliotis rubra (blacklip abalone), 2182 nucleotides. RefSeq lists its product as uncharacterized. The coding region runs from base 402 to 2168 and encodes 588 amino acids. The transcript is spliced from 2 exons. The record is from RefSeq and is a predicted model, not a curated record. NCBI's taxonomy places the organism in Eukaryota, Metazoa, Mollusca, Gastropoda, Lepetellida, Haliotidae.